Molecule: messenger RNA, 558 nt
Organism: Symbiodinium sp. CCMP2592
Lineage: Eukaryota; Dinophyceae; Suessiales; Symbiodiniaceae
Source: the annotation of a GenBank genome assembly
AUGGAGCGUGCGUCCUUGUUCUCGAUCUCCAUCAGCUGCCCUGCGCUGAAUCUGAAAGGUACCUGGGUUCUUCAACUUGCAGGGCAGGCUGCAGACCUCGUCAAGCAAUGCCUUUCGCAGUUUCUGGACGUACUGCGCAGCAGUGGUAUGGUAACAGUCGAGAAGCAGGGAGACCUCUCUGUUGGGCAGGUGCUGAACAUUGACAAGCUCCUUUACAAGCGGCUUCAGGAGUGGGAGGAAAAGAUGAAGGCUUGUGACAAGAUCAAGAGGGAGAAGGAGACUUGGCAGCGGCGCAUGAACGACAUGCGCAUCGAGUACAUCCGCGAGAUCGAGAUGUUCCGCCUCCAGCUCCGACGUCUGCAAAAGAACGAGUCGGUGUCGGAUCUGCGCGACAGCUCAAUGAAGAAGUCGAGGAACGCCGCAUCUCAGACGGAGCUCGAGGCGGGUUUGGGAGAGCUCUGCUCCGUGUGGGACAAGGUCUUUGAGAUCCAAGCACGCAUGGAUGCCAUCAACCAGCGCAACGCAGACUUCGAUAAGGCCUUGCGAUUCAGGGUGUAG